AUGCGCCCGGCCCUGGCCCACGGACUCUGCUCGCUGCUGCUCAGCCUCUGGGUACCCAGCUCCUGCUCCAAUGAGAUCCUGGGCCUGAAGCUACCAUCAGAGCCGGUGCUGAAUGCCAACACGGUGUGCCUGACCUUGCCGGGGCUGACACGGCGGCAGCUGGAGGUGUGCGUGCGCCACCCUGAUGUCACCGCCUCGGCCAUCCAGGGCAUCCAGAUUGCCAUUCAUGAGUGCCAGCACCAGUUCCGGGACCAGCGCUGGAACUGCUCCAGCCUCGAGACGAAGAACAAGAUUCCCUAUGAGAGCAUCAUCUUCAGUAGAGGCUUUCGGGAGAGCGCCUUUGCUUAUGCCAUUGCAGCGGCCGGCGUGGUGCACGCCGUCUCCAACGCCUGCGCCCUCGGCAAGCUGCAGGCCUGUGGCUGUGACCAGAAGCGCCGUGGUGACGAGGAGGCCUUCCGGCGCAAGCUGCAUCGUCUGCAGCUGGAGGCUAUGAACCGUGGCAAGGGCAUGGUGCAUGGCGUGCACAUGGAGCACAUGCCAGCAGAGACCCCUGGCCUCCAGGACUCCUGGGAAUGGGGAGGGUGUAGCCCCGAUGUGGACUAUGGGGAGAAGUUUUCCAAGGAUUUCCUUGAUUCCCGGGAAACCUACAGGGACAUCCACUCCCGGAUGAGGCUGCACAACAACCGUGUGGGCCGGCAGGUGGUAAUGGACAACAUGAGGAGGAAGUGCAAAUGCCAUGGUACCUCAGGGAGCUGUCAGCUGAAAACAUGUUGGCAGGUGACACCUGAGUUUCGCCUGGUGGGGUCCCUGCUCAAGGACCGCUUCUAUGGGGCCACCCUCAUCCGGCCCCACAACCGCAACGCUGGGCAGCUGGAGCCAGGCCACGCUCGGCAUCGCCGCCGGGCUGGCAUCAGCGAGCUGGUUUACUUUGAGAAGUCACCUGACUUCUGCGAGCGAGAACCAGCCCUGGACUCCUUGGGCACCCAAGGGCGCCUGUGCAACAAGACCAGCCCGGGCAUGGACAAUUGCGAGAGCCUCUGCUGCGGCCGCGGGCACAACAUCCUGCGGCAGACACGCAGCGAGCGCUGCAACUGCAAGUUCCACUGGUGCUGCUUUGUGGCCUGUGAGGAGUGCCGCAUCACUGAGUGGGUCAGUGUCUGCAAGUAG
Indicator indicator is the source of this 1167-nucleotide messenger RNA. RefSeq names its product Wnt family member 10A (gene WNT10A). The coding region runs from base 1 to 1167 and encodes 388 amino acids. Gene Ontology annotation, cellular component: extracellular region. Lineage: Eukaryota; Metazoa; Chordata; Aves; Piciformes; Indicatoridae. Gene Ontology annotation, molecular function: frizzled binding; cytokine activity. The record is from RefSeq and is a predicted model, not a curated record. The transcript has 4 exons. Gene Ontology annotation, biological process: cell fate commitment; multicellular organism development; canonical Wnt signaling pathway.